AUGUCCAAGGUUUAUUUCGAUGUCGAAGCUGAUGGUCAAGCUUUAGGCCGUAUCACUUUCAAAUUGUACAAUGACGUUGUCCCAAAGACUGCUGAAAACUUCAGAGCUCUAUGUACCGGUGAAAAGGGUUUCGGUUACGCUGGUUCCCCAUUCCACAGAGUCAUCCCAGAAUUUAUGUUGCAAGGUGGUGACUUCACUGCCGGUAACGGUACUGGUGGUAAGUCCAUCUACGGUGGUAAGUUCCCAGAUGAAAACUUUGUCAAGAGACAUGAAAGACCAGGUUUGUUGUCUAUGGCCAAUGCUGGUCCAAACACCAACGGUUCUCAAUUCUUCAUCACCACUGUUGCCUGCCCAUGGUUAGACGGUAAGCAUGUCGUCUUCGGUGAAGUUGUUGAAGGUAUGGACGUUGUCAAGAAGGUCGAAAGUUUAGGUUCCUCCUCUGGUGCUACCAGAGCUAGAAUUGUCGUUGCCAAGUCUGGUGAACUUUAG
Molecule: messenger RNA, 489 nt
Organism: Henningerozyma blattae CBS 6284
Lineage: Eukaryota; Fungi; Ascomycota; Saccharomycetes; Saccharomycetales; Saccharomycetaceae
Gene: CPR1
Product: peptidylprolyl isomerase CPR1
Exons: 1
Coding region: 1-489 (162 amino acids)
Biological process (GO): protein folding; protein peptidyl-prolyl isomerization
Molecular function (GO): peptidyl-prolyl cis-trans isomerase activity
Source: RefSeq, a predicted model, not a curated record